AUGUCCUCAUUAGGGACACUGGCUUUUGAUGAGUAUGGGAGGCCCUUCAUCAUCAUCAAAGACCAGGACAAGAAGACACGGUUAAGUGGCAUUGACGCAUUGAAGUCUCAUAUUAUGGCUGCCAAGGCUGUGGCUUCAACACUUAAAACAUCUCUGGGGCCAAAUGGUCUCGACAAGAUGAUGGUUGACAGGGAUGGGGAGGUAACUGUCACAAAUGAUGGUGCCACCAUUCUUGGCAUGAUGGAUUUAGAUCAUCAGGUCGCCAAGCUCAUGGUGGAGUUGUCCAAGUCUCAAGAUGAUGAGAUUGGUGAUGGAACAACUGGAGUUGUUGUGCUAGCUGGAGCUCUGCUUGAGCAGGCUGAGCAGCUUCUCGAUCGUGGAAUCCAUCCCAUCAGGAUCUCCGAUGGUUAUGACCAGGCUGCACACCAUGCCAUUGAACAGCUGGACAAAAUUGGCGAAACCUUCCCCUUUGAUCCCAAGAACACAGAACCACUCAUUCAGACGGCCAUGACAACACUUGGAUCCAAAGUUAUCAACCGGUGCCACAGGCAGAUGGCAGAGAUUGCAGUGAAUGCCAUCCUCACUGUGGCUGACAUGGAAAGAAAGGAUGUAGACUUUGAGCUCAUCAAAAUGGAGGGCAAAGUGGGAGGAAAGCUGGAGGAUACGCAGCUCAUCAAAGGGGUGAUAGUUGACAAGGAGUUCAGCCACCCUCAGAUGCCCAAGCUUCUGAAAGAUGUCAAACUUGCUAUCCUGACCUGCCCAUUUGAGCCCCCCAAACCCAAGACCAAGCACAAGUUGGACGUGACCUCCGUGGAGGACUACAAAGCCCUCCAGAAAUAUGAAAAGGAAAAAUUUGAGGAGAUGAUUCAUCAGGUAAAAAGCAAUGGAGCAACCUUGGCCAUCUGUCAGUGGGGCUUUGAUGAUGAGGCAAACCACCUUCUUUUGCAAAAUGAUCUGCCUGCUGUGCGCUGGGUUGGAGGGCCUGAGAUCGAGUUGAUAGCGAUAGCGACAGGAGGCCGCAUCGUACCGAGGUUCUGUGAGUUGACACCAGAGAAGCUCGGUACAGCCGGCCUGGUCAAGGAGAUCUCCUUCGGAACCACCAAGGAUCACAUGUUGGUCAUCCAAGAGUGCAAAAACACCAGAGCCGUUACCAUUUUCAUCCGCGGAGGCAACAAGAUGAUCAUCGAGGAGGCCAAGCGCGCCCUCCACGACGCUCUGUGCGUGAUCCGUAAUUUGGUCAAAGACAACCGCGUGGUGUACGGCGGUGGGGCCUCAGAGAUCGCGUGCGCCCUGGCAGUAAACCAGGCCGCCGACAAGUGCCCAUCACUGGAGCAGUAUGCCAUGAGGGCAUUUGCAGAUGCCCUUGAGGUCAUUCCGAUGGCUUUGGCUGAAAACAGCGGGCUGAACCCCAUCCAGACUAUGGCGGAGAUCAGAGCCAGACAGGUCAAAGAGAACAACCCCUUCCUGGGCAUUGACUGUCUACACAACAACACAAAUGACAUGAAGCAGCAACAUGUGAUCGAGACCCUAAUUGGCAAGAAGCAACAGAUCCAGCUGGCUACUCAGGUGGUCAAAAUGAUCCUGAAAAUCGAUGACAUCCGAAACCCGGGAGAGAGUGAGGACUGA
This is a messenger RNA of Menidia menidia (Atlantic silverside), 1626 nucleotides long. The record is from the annotation of a GenBank genome assembly. NCBI's taxonomy places the organism in Eukaryota, Metazoa, Chordata, Actinopteri, Atheriniformes, Atherinopsidae.